AUGCGGGUCUGUGGGCGGAUCCAUCAGUCUUUAAGCACACACACACACACACACACAGCGAAUGUCUGCUCUCACACUCAUCCACAUCACCGGAUCUGAUCGGACGCGGGUGUUUCUCUCGGUGGAGAUGAUGCUGUCGCUACGGUGACUCCGUCCGCUCUGUGAUUGGCUCGUUGUGUGUGCGUCGUCAUGGCGAAGAGUCCAGAGGUGAAGCUGGCCGUGUUUGGCAGAGCAGGGGUGGGAAAGUCAGCUCUGGUGGUUCGGUUCCUGACCAAACGCUUCAUCUGGGAGUACGACCCUACACUCGAGUCCACCUACCGCCAUCAGGCCAAUAUCGAUGAUGAGACGGUCAGCAUGGAGAUUCUGGACACCGCCGGACAGGAGGACGUGCUCCAGAAGGAGGGUCACAUGCGUUGGGGCGACGGGUUUAUCCUGGUCUAUGACAUCACGGACCGCGGGAGCUUCGAGGACGUGGCUCCGCUGAAGGGCCUCCUGGACGAGGUCAAGCGGCCCAAACACGUGCCUCUGGUGCUGCUGGGAAACAAGGCGGAUCUGGACCACGCCCGGCAGGUGGCCACGGAGGAGGGCGAGCGUCUGGCCGCUGAUAUGGCCUGUGCGUUCUACGAGUGCUCGGCGUGUUCGGAUCAGGUGGGGACGGGUGGAGGCGUGGCGGAGGCCUUUCACGAGCUCUGCAGGGAGAUCCGCCGCAGACGCGCUGUUCAGGGCAAAACCCGCCGCCGCAGCUCCACCACACACGUCAAACAGGCCAUCAACAAGAUGCUGACCAAGAUCAGCAGCUAAAGCAUCUCUGCAUAUACACUGCUGCUCAAACAUUUGGGAUUAGGAAGAUUUUUAAUGUUUUUAAAGAAGUUUCUUCUGCUCAUCAAGUCUGUAUCUAUUCGAUCAAAAAUACAGAAAAAAACUGUUAUUUUGUGAAAUAUUAUUGCAAUU
This is a messenger RNA of Onychostoma macrolepis, 951 nucleotides long. RefSeq names its product RAS-like, estrogen-regulated, growth inhibitor (gene rerg). Lineage: Eukaryota; Metazoa; Chordata; Actinopteri; Cypriniformes; Cyprinidae. The transcript is spliced from 5 exons. The record is from RefSeq and is a predicted model, not a curated record. Gene Ontology annotation, molecular function: GTP binding; GTPase activity. Bases 190 to 801 code for a protein of 203 amino acids.